AUGCUGAAUAGUGCUCCAUCAGUCCCCACUGGCACACGCAACUCAAUCAUACCACCAUCCGAGUCCUUGCCACUGCAUCACUCGAGUCCAGCCCCCUCAAGUCCACCACUUGCAUUUAACACCCUCGACGAUACUAUAGAUGAGCUUGGUGCAUUGUUUGCCCCUGCUGACAAUGUUCACAACGCACCAGAGAACACGGAGGUUGAUAAUCGGGCGUCUAAGCGGGCUAGAGUUGACGAGGUAGAUGGCAAUGAAGGCCAAACUACAAGAACACGAUACGUACAGCAUUACCCUGGCUCUGCUGCCUCAAUAUAUGCUUCAGCGUCUACACAGUUUGAGACCAUCAGAGACGCACAAGAUGCAAGCCACACUGGAUCCUACGCACCGUUUGUAGACAAAGAUGAGUGGGACUUGUCUUGCUGGCUCCUGAAGAACACCACAAAAACUGCAGCGGACGAGUUUUUGAAGCUACCCAUAACUCGAGACCGUACAAAGCCAAGCUAUGGUAGUGCAUAUACGUGGAUGAAACAAGUUGACCAGCUGCCUACUGGCCCUGCUUGGCAAUGCGUUCGUAUAGCGGCCAAUCAAGAUGGGGAUAUGGUGCCAUCUGAGGGAGACGAGGAGAGUAACGAUGAUGAAGACGAUGAAACUUACGAGCUGUGGAUGCGGGAUCCAGUGGAGGCUGUUCGGGAGCUCAUCGGUAAUCCAGCAUUCAAGGACAACAUAGCCUAUGCACCUGAGCGCACGUACACGGACUCAGAUGGGAAGAAUCAACGGAUUGACGAGAUGUGGACGGCUGAUUGGUGGUGGCAGACCCAGGAAAAGAUUACACCUGGUGGGACGGUGGCCAGUGUCAUUCUAUCAACAGACAAGACUCAGCUCUCUCAGUUUAGGGGGGAUAAGGCCGCUUACCCUGUCUACUUAACGCUGGGGAACAUCUCGAAAGCCGUACGACGCCAGCCAUCCAAACAUGCAACAAUGCUCAUAGGCUAUCUGCCUGUGUCAAAGCUAGAAUCUUUUGAGAAUGCGUCUCUAGCUACGUACCGCCUGUUCCAUUUCUGCAUGCGCUACAUCCUCCAAUCCUUGGUUGCUGCUGGCAGGAAUGGCGUCUACAUGACAUGCGCUGAUGGAAAUGUCCGUCUUGUCUUCCCCAUCCUUGCUGCAUAUAUAGCCGAUCAUCCCGAACAAUGCCUGGUCGCCUGCUGCAAGCAGAAUCGAUGCCCUCGGUGUCUUGUGGGGCGGGAUGAGCGAGGGAGCAUGAAGAGCUCUGCACAGCGUCAACCUGAUGAGACCCUCGAGAUCUUGACUGGUCAACGUGAAGGGGCAUAUCCUCCUGCAUUUAUUGGACAGGGGCUACAAGACGUCUACGCACCAUUCUGGGCUGACCUCCCCUACUCCAACAUUUUUUCCUCGAUAUCGUCGGACAUUCUCCAUCAACUGCAUCAGGGCGUUUUCAAGGACCACCUCUUGCAGUGGUGUUUGAAACUUGUGCGGGGCGGCAAGGAGGCAUUUGAUCGUCGCUUCCAGGCUAUGCCUGUGUACUCAGGGCUCCGGCAUUUCAAGAAAGGUAUCUCACCUAUCACUCAGUGGACGGCAGGCGAGCAUAAGCAGGUUCAGAGGGUCUUCAUCCCCGCAUUUGCUGGUUCACACGAAGAUGGCCGGGUGAUAACGGCUGCCCGGGCGCUUCUUGACUUCAUCACAUUGGCGCAGUACCAUUCUCACACCACUGAGACGCUGGACCGCAUGCGAAAAUCCCUCAAAACAUUCCAUCGAAAUAAAGCCGUCUUUACUGAGCUCGAGGCACGUUCAGGAGAUCAUUUCAAUAUAUCUAAACUACACUCACUCUUACACUACGUCGAGACUAUCAUUGCACUGGGGUCGCUGGAUGGCCUUAACAGUGAGAAUACUGAACGGCUACAUAUCGACUUUGCCAAGCUCGCCUAUCAAGGAACCAACCGCAAGGACUAUGUAGCUCAGAUGGCUCUAUGGCUUCAGCGUCGAGAAGCUGUGGCUCUCCGUGAAGCUUACCUCUCCUGGCGGCUAUGCACAGACGCACAGUCCUCCCAUACUAAUGAUGAUCCUCUAGGCUUGGCAGAUCCUCCGGAAACUGAAGAGGAGACUGACACCUCCCCCAUAGGCACUCACUUUGUCGCCAAGCACCCCCCUCGCCCUCGUGUCUCUGUGGGUACGCUCAAACAGGACCAUGGUGCUCACGGCUUCAUCAGUGCUCUCACCUCAUACCUCCAAGAAGAAGGACUCCUCCGGCCUGGAUUUGUGCCGAACGAGCACGACCACUUUGAUGUUUAUAACGGCGCGAGUAUCUACAUGCGUCCAGAUCCCCAUCUUAAUCCCAAUAAUCUUCGUGCUCAGCUAAAAUCAACCCCUCGACGCUUUAAUGGAGAACGGAAAGCACCAACACCUGCCAGAUGGGAUACGGUUUUGAUUGAGGUUGAUAAGGCAUCCUGGCUUGAAAAAGGGGGACUCAAUGGUCUACGUGUGGCUGAGCUCCGUGUGGUUUUUCAACUGCCACCCCACUUGGCGGUUUCUGCAUCACAACAAGAGCCACUUGUUUAUGUCCAUCUCUUCCGACGAUUAGGCAGUCUGGACCCUGAUACUCAGAUGUACAAGCUCACGCGAGCUACGCGGCAGCUAUCACCUCGUGCUCUGGUGGUUCCACUAUCAAGGGUAGUUAGGCCAUGCCACAUUACGCCCAGAUUUGGGCAGGGUGACGUACCCAAGUCGUGGGUGAAAGGGAAGUCAAUGGAGAAGGCGACAGAGUUUUUGUUAAAUAGGUAUAUUGAUAUGGCGAUGUUUGAGGACUACAUAGUACCAUUAACUUGA
Coniophora puteana RWD-64-598 SS2 is the source of this 2841-nucleotide messenger RNA. RefSeq lists its product as uncharacterized. The transcript is spliced from 4 exons. The record is from RefSeq and is a predicted model, not a curated record. Bases 1 to 2841 code for a protein of 946 amino acids. Lineage: Eukaryota; Fungi; Basidiomycota; Agaricomycetes; Boletales; Coniophoraceae.